Schistosoma guineensis is the source of this 2101-nucleotide messenger RNA. The record is from the annotation of a GenBank genome assembly. Lineage: Eukaryota; Metazoa; Platyhelminthes; Trematoda; Strigeidida; Schistosomatidae.
UUGUACUAUGUUUGACACUGUUUGGAAUAAUAUUCCUUUCGUUAGUCUUCUGUCUUCUUGUUGCGACUUGGAAGGGUUUGGUGUUCUAGUGCUCAGUUAUACGCGGUUGUAUCAAGAAAAAUCAGCUUUUUCAAGUUUUAACAUCUGGCGACGGGUUAUUGUAUCAAUAUGUCACUUACCUUGGAACAAUUUGAAGCCUUAUUGGAACGCCAAGAAUAGUUCCAGAUGCGCAUGUUAGAGAUGUUAACGCAGAAAAUGAACCUGGAUCAAAAAGAAGUUACAGAUGAUCCCUUCAAAUCUCAUGUUGACCAGAUUGUUAAUUCUAUCCAUGAAUUUAAUUUUGAUGGUUCAGCUGGCAUUACUUUUGAAACUUGGUUCAAGAAAUAUGAAGAUUUGUUCAAGGUCGACCUCAAAAAACUUGAUGACGCCGCUAAGGUCAGAAUACUCUUGCGAAAACUUGGAACUGUUGAACAUGAACGUUACAGUAACUUUAUCCUUCCAAAGAAUCCAAGAGAUUUUUCUUUUGAUGCAACGAUUGAAAUUUUGUCGCAAAUCUUUGCUGAACAGUCAUCCUUGUUUAAUAUUCGUUAUCAAUGUCUCAAGAUGACAAAAGCAGCUGAUGAUGACUGGGUGAAACAUGCGGGUUUAGUAAACCGUGAAUGUGAGCGUUUCAAACUAUCUGCAAUGACAGAAGACCAGUUUAAGUGUCUCGUAUUUGUGUGCAGCCUCCAAUCUCCUGAAGAUGCCGAUAUUAGAACUAGAAUUUUGAGUAAAAUUGAACAAUGUCCGAAUAUGACACUACAAGAAGUAACGGCAGAGUGCCAGAGAUUGGUGAACCUAAAGCAUGACACUUCGAUGGUCGAAAAUAAUGGCCAGUUGCCAUACGUUCGUGCUGUAAGCGGAAAGAAUGAUUCUUGCUCAAGAAAGGCAUCGCACACAGAUAAUCAGCCUUCAUCUCCAUGUUGGUCUUGUGGUGGUUGGCAUUAUAAAAGGUUCUGUCCAUAUAAAGAACAUUGUUGUAGCAAGUGUCAUCGCAAGGGACAUAAAGAAAACUGCUGCAGAAAAAGAACCCAUAAACGACAUUCUUUGAAACCCUACUCGAAGAAAUACAGAUUUAGUGCUCGAACUAACAAAAUAUUGGUAUCACAUAAUCGAGCACGAAUUUGCCGCCAAAGAAAGUAUGUAAACGUGGAUAUAAAUAAAAAGCGUGCCCGCCUGCAACUCGACACCGCUUCUGACAUCACACUUAUUAGUCGGAGAACUUGGAGUCUUAUCGGUAAACCACAGGUGCUCCCAACAACCCAGUUAGCUGGCAGCGCAUCUGGAGGAAAACUAAAUAUUGUUGGAGAGGUUUGUUGUACAGUUUCGAAAGGAAAUGCGAAAACGAAUGCAACUUUAUAUCUUACACAGAAUCCAGGACUAGAUUUGCUAGGUCUAGACUUGAUAGAAGCACUUCAAUUAGCAAAUCACCCCAUUAACCACAUAUGCAGCGCAGUGAGAACCAGUAAACCUGUGGAAAAGGAUCUGAAGAGUGUUGUAUUGGAAAGACACAGUCAAGUGUUUACGGAAGAGUUGGGGGAAUGCAAAAAGGUUAAAGCACUAUUGAUUCUUAAACCGGGAGUCACCCCCGUCUUCAGACCAAAACGUCCGGUACCCUAUGCAGCACUACCUAUUGUUGAACAAGAAUUAGAGCGUCUGCAAAUAAGUGGAAUAAUCGAACCAGUAAACUUUUCUGAUUGGGCAGCUCCAAUAGUGGUUGUUAAAAAGCCUAAUGGAAGUAUCCGGCUAUGUGCAGAUUAUUCGACUGGAUUAAAUGAAGCGCUUGAAGCCCAUCAAUACCCAUUGCCGGUACCAGAGGAUUUAUUUGCGAAACUGAAUGGGGAUUCCGGUAGCGGAUGAGUGUAAGCAUUACUUGACAAUAAACACUCACAAGGGAUUGUUCCGAUAUAACCGACUUCCUUUUGGAGUAAAGACUGCCCCUUCAAUCUUCCAACAAGUUAUGGACACUAUGUUACAAGACAUUCCUGGUACCGCGGCUUAUCUCGAUGAUAUAUUGAUCAUGGGUACAGACUAUGCUGAUUUAGAGAAUAAGGUGGAUACG